Molecule: messenger RNA, 3387 nt
Organism: Esox lucius (northern pike)
Lineage: Eukaryota; Metazoa; Chordata; Actinopteri; Esociformes; Esocidae
Gene: bmal1a
Product: aryl hydrocarbon receptor nuclear translocator-like 1a
Exons: 18
Coding region: 1235-3136 (633 amino acids)
Biological process (GO): circadian rhythm; regulation of transcription by RNA polymerase II
Cellular component (GO): transcription regulator complex; cytoplasm; nucleus
Molecular function (GO): protein dimerization activity; DNA-binding transcription factor activity, RNA polymerase II-specific; RNA polymerase II cis-regulatory region sequence-specific DNA binding
Source: RefSeq, a predicted model, not a curated record
UGUCUCGGUUCCUUGAAUGCCCAUGCGGCAAGUGUUAUUAGUAAACCUCAAUAUAUAAUUGGUUUCCUAACGGGGUUCCACCUUGCGUAUUAAAAAAAAAAAAUCAUCAAUUUAUGUUGAAUUGUCGAUAUUGUGUUGUCGUUUGCAAUUCAAAAGUUCUCAAUCUCAAUCACAUCCCUCUGACAAUUUUGUUGUAGCCCUGAAUUAGCUCAGCAGAAUCAGGGCUUGAUAAUUACUUGACAAGUUCAACCAGAUUAUUUGACAAUUUUUAUUUCUGCUAACAGGGAUUCUUGAUUUUGCAUGAACACAUGCAUGUCAAAGCAGUGUUAAUAAAGUUACUUUUAAAUUAAAGAAUUGUAGUUUCAGCACUUUAAUUUUAUUAAUUUAACUCAUUAUUUUUAAUUCUUACAGGGCAAAUUCUUCAAUAUUUAAGGCCUAGAGAAUUACCCCUCCAAAUUAAUAGAUAAACAAACAGAACACAAAUAGCAUUCUAUAUGUAGGCAUAGGAACUGCUCUAACAUUACAAAACAUCUGAUUUAUGACCUAAUUAUCCAUAUUAUGCCUGUGAUUUUAUUUUGACACAUGGGUCUUUUUUCAUGUUCAAGCCAGUACCACAUUACUGUGGAAUUGCUUCCUGCUUCAGUUUCACAAAGGUCUAAGAAGUAAAGCUAAAGACCGACCCCAUCUGACAGUCCUCUUAUGUACAGGUAGAACAACUGUCCUAGUGCUUAAAAAAAAAAAAAAAGGUAUACCAACGCUGUGAGGCUUGGAACUCACCACCCGAACCAACUCAUCCUCACAGGGCACCACGCCAACAAUUAUUAUAAAAAGGAGAAAUGUAGAUGCGCACAAAAAGAUUUAGGUGCACAAUUACUAUUUAAAAGACAAUAAAUGUAGAAUUAUUUGUCUAGUGAUGUUGGUAUACCUAAAUUACAAUAUCAGGUCAUGGGGUAAAAAUAUCUGUUUACGUUUGUGAUCUGAAUUGUUGUGCUGCGUAGUCCUGCCUUAGAAAACCUGACCGGGAUGAGACGCUUGCACAAGUACACUGUCCUUAAGACUCCUUUGACCGUGACUUGAGGCAGCCUAAGAGGUGUGUUAAUAGGCCAGUGACCCUGUCUUGUUGAGAGUGGACGUAGAGAUGGCGAGCUGUGGCUGGAGCUCUCUCUGUGUUUGAAUCAGAGCCACAGGUGUGCUGAACCGUGCUGGGGGAGGGUCAGGUUGGGUGAGCUGUAGUAUGUUGAACAUUUGUGAUGAUCUAAUGGCAGACCAAAGAAUGGACAUUACGUCUACGAUGAACGAGUUCAUGUCCCCCAGCUCCACUGACUUGAUCAGCAGCUCUAUCAACACUUCAGGCAUGGACUACACCCGCAAGAGGAAGGGCAGCACCUCGGACUACCAAAUUGAUGGAUUCUCUUUUGAUGACAGCAGCAUGGACACCGACAAGGAUAAACUUAGGGAUUGUGGUGAUCAUCAAGGUCGGAUCAAAAAUGCCAGGGAGGCGCACAGUCAGAUUGAGAAGCGGCGCCGGGACAAGAUGAACAGCUUCAUAGACGAGCUUGCAGCUCUAGUGCCUACCUGCAACGCCAUGUCCCGCAAGCUCGACAAACUCACUGUCUUGCGCAUGGCUGUCCAGCAUAUGAAGACGUUACGAGGAGCAGCAAAUCCUUACACUGAGGCGAACUACAAGCCCUCUUUCCUGUCAGAUGACGAACUGAAGCACUUAAUAUUGAGGGCUGCUGACGGCUUUCUGUUUGUUGUCGGAUGUGAUCGUGGGAAGAUCCUUUUUGUCUCCGAGUCCGUUUACAAGAUCCUCAACUACAGCCAGAACGAUCUGAUUGGCCAGAGUCUGUUUGAUUACCUACACCCUAAAGACAUCGCCAAAGUCAAAGAGCAGCUGUCGUCAUCCGAUACAGCACCUCGGGAGCGACUCAUCGACGCAAAAACUGGCCUGCCCGUUAAGACGGACAUCACCCCUGGGCCGUCUAGGCUGUGUUCCGGGGCUAGGCGCUCCUUCUUCUGCCGAAUGAAGUGUAACCGGCCUUACGUCAAAACUGAAGACAAGGACUUCCCUUCCACCUGCUCCAAAAAGAAAGCCGACCGCAAGAGCUUCUGCACGAUCCACAGUACUGGCUACCUGAAGAGCUGGCCGCCCACCAAGAUGGGCCUGGACGACGACAACGAGCCGGACAACGAGGGCUGCAACCUCAGCUGCCUGGUGGCCAUUGGCCGGCUGCACCCCCAUAUCAUCCCCCAGCCCUCCCACGAUGACAUCCGUGUCAAAGCCACUGAAUAUGUCUCCCGGCACGCCAUCGACGGGAAGUUUGUCUUCGUCGAUCAGAGGGCCACAGCCAUUCUUGCUUACCUGCCCCAGGAGCUUCUUGGCACCUCUUUCUAUGAGUAUUUCCAUCAGGAUGACAUUGGCCAUCUGGCAGAAUGUCACAGACAAGUGCUGCAGAUGAGAGACAAGAUCCACACGAACUGUUACAAGUUCAAGAUUAAAGAUGGUUCCUUUAUCACCCUCAGAAGCCUCUGGUUUAGUUUUAUGAAUCCCUGGACCAAAGAGGUGGAGUACAUCGUCUCUACAAACACAGUGGUCUCAUGCAGUACACCAGACGAUACUGACCCCUAUUCUCAGCCAGCUACGUCGCCCACUGCCUCUGUGGACAGCGUGCUGACGUCAGAAGGUGGAGGAAGGCGGGCCCUCCAGACAGUGCCAGGCAUCCCUGGGGGGACGCGGGCAGGUGCCGGCAAGAUCGGACGCAUGAUCGCUGAGGAGGUGAUGGAGAUUCAGAGGACCAGAGGCUCGACGCCUUCCAGCUGUGGCUCCAGCCCCCUGAACAUCAGCACCCCGCCUCCAGACUGCUCUCCAGGGGGCAAGAGGAUUCAAAAUGGUGGAACACCAGAGCUUUCUUCAGCUGGGAUGCUGCCAGGAGGACCUGACUCCAUUGGAUAUCCGUACUCCAACCAGUCUGUUAUGAGUGACAACUCUCACCUCAGCAUUGACAUCAUGGACGGCGCCGGCUCCAGCAGCCCCAGUAACGACGAGGCAGCCAUGGCCGUGAUCAUGAGUCUCCUGGAGGCUGACGCAGGUCUCGGGGGCCCUGUGGACUUCAGUGACUUACCCUGGCCCUUGUGAGGACACUCCCGGAGGAACGAGGCGAAUAGGACCGGACUAGGGCCCCCAGAACUUGUCAACCCACCCCUGCACCACCGAUUUUAUUAAAUCAUCCAGAACCACAUUAGUUAGCUAAUGUUGGCUACUGCGCUUCAGUACCUGCUGGAGACGACCAGUCCAGUGGUGGGACUGGAAUGGGAUCUUCCUGUGUUGUACUACCAAGGAUUUCUAUAAUAAAAACCUGUUUGUGUUAUGAUUUUUACACUACAGUA